AUGGGAGGAGGCAACGGUCAGAAAGCAAAGAUGGCUCGUGAGAGGAACAUGGAGAAGCAAAAAGCUGCAAAGGGAAGCCAGCUCGAGUCUAACAAGAAAGCUAUGUCUAUCCAAUGCAAGGUGUGCAUGCAGACAUUCAUAUGUACCACAACAGAGGUGAAGUGCCGGGAACAUGCUGAAGCAAAGCACCCUAAGUCUGAUGUGUUUACCUGUUUUCCGCAUCUUAAAAAAUGA
Molecule: messenger RNA, 234 nt
Organism: Dovyalis caffra
Lineage: Eukaryota; Viridiplantae; Streptophyta; Magnoliopsida; Malpighiales; Salicaceae
Source: the annotation of a GenBank genome assembly